CCCCGGGCGGGCGGUGUCUCCGCGGCCCCUGCGGCGCCUUUAAGCUGCCGCGCGUGAUGUCACAGCGCUUGGAAGCCGCGGGCGCGGAACGCCGAGCGCUCGGAGCCCGCACGGCCGCGGGAGCGCCGCCCGCGGGGACCCCAGCCCGGCAGGGACCCCCAGCCUGGCAGGGACCCCAGCCCGGCGGUGACCCCAGCCCGGCGGUGACCCCAGCCCGGCAGGGACCCCAGCCCGGCGGGGACCCCCAGCCCGGCGGGGAUCCCAGCCCGGCAGGGACCCCAGCCCGCAGCAUGGGGAGCGUCCAGGUGCAGGAGUUCGUGGCGGGCUUGGUGGGCGGAGUUGCCAGUGUGGUUGUGGGCCAUCCCCUGGACACGGUCAAGACUCGUUUGCAAGCUGGACAAGGAUAUGGAAAUACACUCAAGUGUAUUCUCACUGUGUACAGAAAUGAAUCUCUGGCAGGCUUCUUCAAGGGCAUGUCCUUCCCGCUGGCCAGCAUCGGCAUCUACAGCUCGGUGGUGUUCGGCGUCUUCAGCAACACGCAGCGCCUGCUGAGCCAGCUGCGCCACGGCGACCCGUGCGCCGCGCCCGCGCUCGCCGACAUGGCCCUGGCCAGCGUCGUGGCUGGGGCCAUCUCCGUGGGCAUUGGCACCCCCGUGGAACUGGUCAAGAUAAGGCUACAGAUGCAAACACAGCCCAGCACCAAAGCAAACGUUAAACUAAAUUCCACAGUUUCUAGAUCUCCUGUGUACCGAGGCUCAAUUCACUGCUUUAGGACAAUCCUACAGAAAGAGGGGAUAGCAGGAGUGUACCGAGGCAACGUAGCAAUGCUGCUGAGGGAUGUUCCCGGGUACUGCGCCUACUUCAUCCCGUACACAUGGUUCUGUGACUGGAUAACUCCUGAGGGAAGCAUUUCUCCUAACGCCUUCUCUAUCUGGAUGGCAGGGGGUGUAGCAGGAGCUGUUUCCUGGGCAGUAUGUACUCCAAUGGAUGUUGUGAAAAGUCGACUUCAGGCAGAUGGAGUUUAUUUAAACCAGUACAAAGGGGUCCUUGACUGCAUGUUGCAGAGCUACAAGAACGAGGGCUUAAAAGGUUGCCAGGAAGACCAGAAAGUCUUGUCCUUUCCUGAGCCAGACCAGCAGUGCAGUGUUGGUGAGGGCUCAGCUGCUCUGACCGAAGACUCCCGUCCUGCACCUGCAGCAGCAGCUGUGGACACGUGGUCAACAGAGGACUCUGAAAAUCGCACCAGCUCCAUCAAAUCCAGGGACUAUUUUAUUAUCAAAUCUUCCACUAUUGGCUAAGAACACCUUAAUGAUUCUGGUGGUGGUGGUGGGCUUCUUCACCAGUGACAUUUUUGCUAUUGAACCAGGAAGACAACUUACUUCCCUUUCCCAAGGGAUGUACCCAAACACAGCCCACCUCGAAUCACCAAGGGAGUGUCUUUUGUACAACAUGGUGUUAAAUCACUCAUAUUCUUUGGUGAACAAGGGAAGGAGGAAAUGCAGUGGGUAAACAGGUGCUUUUUCUGUAGGAAAGUCUGGAUUCCCACCAAAUCCUAGCUCGCUUUCAGGUUCAAAGAAGUGGAUGACUCCUCCCAUACAAACACUUGUGUUCUACAACACGGUUUGGCAAAUUUAACACAUUAUCAUGAAAAAUCUAAAGGCUUCAACAACUUCAGUCUGUUAUCAAAAGUAUAAAUUAGAUUGGGAAACAGGAGGAUGUUAAAUUCAGAGACUAAGCUGCUUUUUUUAUACAGAAAUCAAUAAAACAAACCUGCAUUUCAUAUAGAAGGCUGCCUGCUAAUUUACACACCUUGCCUGGUGCAGCCCUCCAGGGACUGGCUUGAGGUAUCUCAUUAGAGCUUCUGAGCUCCCUGACAUGACUUGCCAGCUGCCAAAACCUGCAGAUAGCACUUUGUAGCCAUGAGCAGACCAUCACCAAAGGCAGUCUCUUUAGGAUACAGUACACUUCAGACCUCUAUCUCUUUGCUGGAAUCCCACUGAGACCACUGGGGCAGGUCCAGUCUCUCUUUGGUCUACCUCAGCCUCUUAAUUAUUCCAAGAUCUUUUACAUCAUGAUUAUUUCUCCUUAUGCUGUUAAAUAUCCUUAUGAUCUAUAUUCUAACCAUGGAGCUUUUGAAGCCAAAGCCCAAGAAGGACCAGCUUUGCUGUGACAAGAGGACUCUGGUGGCACUGGCAGGAGAGGCCAAGAGGGCUCACAUGCAGAUGGACACAUGACAAGGGGCCAUAAUCUAGGACAACACUUCAUCUGGGCAAUGUUCUAGAGGAACAUUUCUGGAGAAGAGCUCUGGGGGAAAAGCCCAGUGAUUGCAGUUUCAGCAGAUGCCUUCAAAAAAGGGUUUCUGAAGACAAUGUGGAUUAGCUGUCCAGCUUUCCUCUGCAAAAUGAGGAGAAGAGAAACUCCUAUGUCCUCUUCCCUGGAGGAAGGGGGGAAUUGGUCACAACACUUGAAGAUCUCAGCAGAAAGUGCCUAGAACUUUGGGUCUGGAGCAGUACUUGGAAAUGGGGCCACCUUCUUUGGGGUCCUCAUCACUGGGGCCCAGAUUAAAAACAGAAGUGUGGGUGGCUCCCAGAACUGGCAUUAAAAUGGGGAAGAAACAGCUGGUGUUGCUUUAUCUCAGGACUUCACUGUGAGAAGGCUCACAGUGCCUUUGACCUUUAGGAUACAUGGAACUAUUUUUGAUAAACAAUAUGGAAAAAAUUGAUGAGCCUUCACACAAGUAUUUGUUGCUGGCUGCAUUUAAGGAUUCAUCCUUUCCAUGUUGCCUAUUUUAAUGCAUGUAUGUAAAACAUGUUUUUUAAAUUGAUAAUACCAUGUGUCUCCAGGGAUAAUACUUGAGCAGACUUGUUUCUUAAAUGCAAAUAAAUGGUGUGUUCAUGUGCCUGCAUAAUGUAAAAUGGACCAUGAAGGAAUCAAACUGAUGA
Prinia subflava (tawny-flanked prinia) is the source of this 2942-nucleotide messenger RNA. RefSeq names its product solute carrier family 25 member 48 (gene SLC25A48). Lineage: Eukaryota; Metazoa; Chordata; Aves; Passeriformes; Cisticolidae. The coding region runs from base 57 to 1298 and encodes 413 amino acids. Gene Ontology annotation, biological process: transmembrane transport. The record is from RefSeq and is a predicted model, not a curated record. The transcript is spliced from 7 exons. Gene Ontology annotation, molecular function: transmembrane transporter activity. Gene Ontology annotation, cellular component: mitochondrion.